Molecule: messenger RNA, 1137 nt
Organism: Ceraceosorus bombacis
Lineage: Eukaryota; Fungi; Basidiomycota; Exobasidiomycetes; Ceraceosorales; Ceraceosoraceae
Source: the annotation of a GenBank genome assembly
AUGUCGACUGGUGUCAUGUGGAAGGAUACGCUGCUCAUGCUGCUGUUGCUUCAGGUGAGCAGACGUGAUGCGUCACCACGCCAUGCGGAUCGCAGCGCAGUUCGCGGCCUGAACUCAUGCUGGAAACGACUUCCCAACAGCGGACGGCACCUUGUCUCUCUUGAACUUGCACGCUACGCCCUCUUCAGUGAGGCCACAGUCUGCGGAGGGAUCGGAGCCAGAGUAUCAUGAGCUCCCUGAGGAAGAUGGGACUUUGCUGGAGGAAGCAAGCCAUCAAUUCUCAAAAGGGCUGCGCUCGGUGCGCUAUCAUCCUUCUCUGGCUCGUCUCCUGCUAGUCUCAGACAUUGCCGGCACUCUCCACGUCUUAGACUGGACCGAAUCUGCUUCGACAUCGUACUCGGGAGGCCUGGGCAAUAUGGACUUGCGGAGCUCUUCAUUGACACCAGGUCGCAAAGUGCUUCUCACUGUUUCAUCUCCAAAGCUGCUUGCUUCGAAUGUCCUGUACAGGACUCGCCUGCACUCUGCGGGCAAAGCGGAAUGGAGAGACGAAGACUCGUUCGGUGCGGCACUGGGAACACAGUGGGCAAUUUGGGACUUGAAGAAUGCAUUCGGCGGGACGCCUGCUUUAACAGGAGGGUUGCCUAAUACAGCUUCUGCAGGCGCGACUGUCAUCGCGAGAAGCGGCACGGAAUCAGGCGGUGGUCUGCUGUGAGUAGUUGAGAAUUUCCCACACGUGCCGCGCUACCCUUUCUUCUCUGAUCAUGUGGUGUUGUUUCGUUUCGCCGCAGCUUCUCGCAUCAAAAUCGCUCUUCAUUUCUCACUUUUAGCCGCGCGACAGUAAGCAGCGCCAAAGAGGUUCGAUUGCAGCUUCAUGAAGCUUCGAUCCGUCGUGGGAGAGCCUCGGAAGUCUUCGAGAGCUCGACAGGGCUGGACGUUCCUCAUUCCAUCUUGACUCGCACUGGCGCCAAAGGGUGGCAAGCUGGAAUUGCCGGGCCUGCAAUACGUGAUGCGGCUUGGGUUCCCUUGCCCGUACAAGACGAUGUCGCGGGGACCGAUCGAGAAAGAAUCGUCGUACUUUUGGGAGACGAUGUUGUAGUUGUUCCAAAACACCUUGGCUUGGACUUUUUGACAGCAUGA